Molecule: messenger RNA, 2555 nt
Organism: Sinocyclocheilus rhinocerous
Lineage: Eukaryota; Metazoa; Chordata; Actinopteri; Cypriniformes; Cyprinidae
Product: pantothenate kinase 1-like
Exons: 7
Coding region: 414-1733 (439 amino acids)
Biological process (GO): coenzyme A biosynthetic process
Cellular component (GO): cytosol; nucleus
Molecular function (GO): pantothenate kinase activity; ATP binding
Source: RefSeq, a predicted model, not a curated record
CUUUGAUCUAUUGUUAGCGAUGAUGGGCCAUGGCUGUGUGAGUGCGCGCGCUGGGCUGUAAAACUGGUUCGUGGAGCCAUUCUGGUGACGUCACGAGCCGGGUGUUUGACGGGGGUGGCUGCCGCAGCGCCAGGACUGGAGAGUGGAAAUAUGACCGACAAUGACCUCGACCACAGCCUGUGUUAGUGCUUUACUCUCAACGUUUAGGAUUCGACACUUGUAAACACGCGAUUUUAUCAUCGCUGCUGCUGUUUUUAGAUUAAAUCCGUGCAUUUGGCGUAGGUCAUUAGCCACGAGCCUUGUCUUAUCUCUAGAGCGCGACACAUCCAGCGCGUGUCUGUGUGUGCUUUGAGGCUCGCCUCCAACCUUAUUACCGGAGCCGUGCGCUGUAGGCUUUUGCUGUGCAUUGAAAUAUGGAUAAGGCCAAAUCAGUGAUGGAUCAGAAAGGAUCGGGUCCUUGCUGCACAAACGGCAUGCACAAGCCACUCCGGCGACAGCUGAGCAACGGGAGCUGUAGCCCGUUCAGUCCGACGGACGAUAUUCACCACCAUCUUCACCACGACCCUCAAACCAACGGGUCCCCGGCGAAGAGGUGUCGGCUGCGGAGGCGAAUGGAGUCAGCGAGGAAAAACCGACCGCCCUUUCCAUGGUUUGGAAUGGACAUCGGUGGUACUUUAGUAAAGCUUGUUUACUUUGAGCCAAAAGACAUCACUGCAGAAGAGGAGCAGGAGGAGGUGGAGAAUCUGAAGAGCAUACGCAGGUACCUCACCUCCAACACGGCCUAUGGCAAAACCGGUGUCCGUGAUGUACACCUAGAGCUACACAACCUGACAAUCUGCGGUCGCACAGGGAACCUGCACUUUAUCCGCUUCCCCACCGCUGCCAUGCACAGAUUCAUCCAGAUGGGCAGAGAUAAGCACUUCUCCAGCCUGCAUACCACACUGUGCGCCACUGGUGGCGGGGCAUACAAGUUUGAGAAUGAUUUCAGAACGAUGGCAGACCUAGAGCUGCUGAAGUUGGAUGAGCUUGAUUGCUUAAUCCAGGGGCUGCUGUACAUAGACUCUGUCGGUUUUAACGGUCAUCCUGAGUGCUAUUACUUUGAGAACCCCUCCGACACACAGAACUGCAUCAAGAGACCCUGUUGUCUUGACAACCUUUUUCCCAUGUUGCUGGUCAACAUUGGCUCGGGCGUCAGCAUUCUGGCAGUCUAUGCAAAAGAUGAUUACAAAAGAGUGACAGGCACCAGUCUUGGUGGAGGGACGUUUUUGGGGCUCUGCUGCCUGUUGACAGGUUGUGAGACGUUUGAAGAGGCCCUUGAAAUGGCCAGCAAAGGGGACAGCACCAACGUGGACAAACUGGUGAAGGACAUCUAUGGAGGAGACUACCAGCGCUUCGGCCUACAAGGGUCUGCGGUGGCUUCAAGCUUUGGGCACAUGAUGAGCAAAGAGAAGAGGGAGAGUAUUUCUAAAGAGGACUUGGCCCGAGCCACGCUCGUCACAAUUACAAAUAACAUUGGCUCCAUCGCACGCAUGUGUGCAGUUAAUGAGAAAAUCGAACGGGUUGUUUUUGUGGGGAACUUUCUGCGUAUAAACACUGUGUCGACAAAGCUUCUUGCCUAUGCUAUGGACUUCUGGUCCAAGGGCCAGCUGAGGGCCCUUUUUCUGGAACAUGAGGGAUACUUUGGAGCUGUCGGUGCUUUUCUAGAACUGCUGAAGUCGUCUGAUGAUGCAUAAAAGAAAGAAAUCAUCAUCUCUGAUCCAGAAACUACUUCCACACAGAAGCUCCAACAGGAAUACUGGGAACACAAAUUUAAAUGAAGCCAUUAUACUAAUUAACCUGUAAAUAACCAUAAAAAUAAGAUUCUAAACAAUAUUUUUAUGAGUAACUUAGUCUCCCUCAGACUGCCGACUGUAACGUUACCUUAUUGCUAAUUUGUUUUCUGGUUGUUUUUGUUGUUUUCAUUUUGUAAUGUUUGUAAAUAUCAUUGUGAGAGUUUAUUGAUGGCCAAAACCUGCUCUGUUAAAGUUUCGCUAUUUUUGUCAUGCCCACCAGGUGGUUUCUGUUUUAGGUCUGGUUAAAUGAUGGACCUUUUAAGAGUUUUUGUUACGUUAAACUGCUGUUCAAACCCCAAAUGUUUGACACACUAUUCUAGUUCAUUUUUAAGCCUCAGGUGCUAUGUUAGAUGUGUGCCGACUGACAGGGAUCCUCGUAGUAAGGAAAAGACACUGGUCUCUAUACAGCAUAGAGCAACCUUUUUCCGGUUGUAUCUCCUUUCACUCUUCCUCUUCACUACAGUUAAGAGUUCUCCAUGCGUUUAUGCAUGAAAGUAAUUUUAAACAGGAAUCUGUUCACUCUUGGAAUUAUAUCAGAAUAGUUGAACUUUUUAAAGAUAUAUUUACGCUGAUUCACAUGAAGCCUUUACUUAUAAAAGAAUACACAGAAAGCUCAGGGUGUCACUUUUAUUUUUGAGAGGGAAUUCUGUGGGACCAAGUGGCCAAUUUGACAGACACUUCAGAUAGAAAGCUCCCCUAACAUCCCACAUUUUUUGUCCUCUU